CCACAUUAUCACAGUAUGUAUGCCAUAUUUAGUAUAUCUCAAACACCUCUAUCAAUAUAUCAACUGCAUUCUGGUUAACAAAGGAAAAUGAAAAGGGAAGUGAUAUAAAUGAUAACAUGUAUAUUUGCCUUUACAUGUUAAGAGCCCCUUUAUUGGCUUUACACAUUAUCUUUCUUUUAUUUCACAAGGGCAGACGAGGAAAAACAUUUGCCGCAGAAGAAAUCCAUCAUGAGAACUGUCCUUAGCCUACUUCUGAUUGCAGCUUUUCUACAGACCUGUUUAAAUGUCUGUUCUGGAAUUAUAGGAGGAAGAGAAGCAAAGCCACACUCCAGACCUUACAUGGCCAUAGUACAUUCUGGGAAAUUCUGUGGAGGCAUUUUAAUUAAAGAUGACUGGAUUCUAACUGCUGCCCAUUGUAUUUUAACUGAAAAUAAAACCACAGUGACCCUGGGUGCACAUUACGGAGACCAGGGAUCUCAUUUACAGAUUAUUGAUGUAAAAAGAUCUAUCACACAUGAGCAUUUUAACUGGACAAACUACCAUAAUGACAUUCAGCUUUUGCAGCUGGCAAAUAAGGCAAAGCUGGGAAAAUAUGUCAAUUACACAGUAUUGCCAAAGACAUAUGAAGAUGUUGCAGAUGGAACAGUCUGUGAAACUGCUGGCUGGGGGAAAACUGAACAUAGCAGACCGGCUGAUAAGUUAAUGGAAGUCAAUGUCACCAUUCUAGACAGAAAGCAAUGUAGCAGGAAAUGGAAAAAGUAUCAAAUAACUAAUGAAAUGCUGUGUACCAUUGUAGGGCCUGAAAGGAAAGAUGUUCGCAAGGAAGAUGCAGGGGGUCCGUUAAUCUGCAAUGGAGUGCUCAGAGGAAUCACAUCAUUUGGAGUCUUUUCAUGUGACCAGAUUGGGGAUGCAAGUUUUUUUUCUCGUCUUACCGAGGACUAUCUCUGCUGGAUUUAUAAAGUUGUCAGUAAAUGGUCUUAGGGCUCUUUAACCACUUAAGCCCCGGACCAUUUGGCUGGCCAAAGACCAGAGAACUUUUUGAGAU
Molecule: messenger RNA, 1045 nt
Organism: Rana temporaria (common frog)
Lineage: Eukaryota; Metazoa; Chordata; Amphibia; Anura; Ranidae
Product: mast cell protease 1A-like
Exons: 5
Coding region: 229-981 (250 amino acids)
Biological process (GO): proteolysis
Molecular function (GO): serine-type endopeptidase activity
Source: RefSeq, a predicted model, not a curated record